Messenger RNA from Ilex paraguariensis (yerba mate), 1143 nucleotides. The record is from the annotation of a GenBank genome assembly. Lineage: Eukaryota; Viridiplantae; Streptophyta; Magnoliopsida; Aquifoliales; Aquifoliaceae.
AUGGAAACAUUUGCCUCUCUUGCUUUUAGGAAACAAACCACAACUUCUCUUGGGUUUUACUUCGAUUUCUCGGCAACUUAUGUUGGAGUUGGAAUGAUUUGUCCUCACAUCAUAAACGUAUCCCUACUAAUUGGAGGAAUUCUUUCUUGGGGUAUCAUGUGGCCUCUUAUAGCAACUAAAAAGGGUGAUUGGUACGGUACAGAACUCAAGUCAGACAGCUUCCAGGGCCUUCAAGGUUACAAGGUCUUCAUCGCCAUUGCCAUGAUCCUAGGUGAUGGCUUAUACAACUUCUUCAAGGUGUUAACCCAAACUCUGACAGGCUUGCUCACCAAAUUUCAAGCCAGGAAUGGAAACAACUCUCUCACAGUGACCAACAAGCCCCCUCCGCUGAAAUGGUACCACAUUAUAGUAAUCUACAUCUCUGCACCCACCUUGGCCUUCUUUAAUGCAUUUGGGUGCGGGCUAACGGAUUGGUCCCUUGCCUCCACCUACGGAAAGCUCGCCAUCUUCACGAUUGGAGCGUGGGCCGGUGCCUCACAUGGUGUAGUCCUCGCAGGUUUAGCUGCCUGUGGAGUCAUGAUGAACAUUGUUUCCACAGCAUCAGAUCUUAUGCAGGAUUUCAAAACUGGAUACUUGACAUUGGCUUCGCCACGGUCCAUGUUUAAGGCCUUCCCAGACCUCGGCCUUCCUGACAGUCAAUAUCCGGCCCCCUUCACUCUCGUGUACCACAACAUGGCGAAAUUGGGCGUCAAUGGCUUCUCAGCUUUACCAAAAAACUGCCUAAUGCUCUGCCUCGUGUUCUUCGGGGCAGCCAUUGUUGUCAACUUGAUUAGAGACUCACUCGGUAAGAAUAGAGCAUGGUUCAUACCGCUUCCAAUGGCAAUGUCGAUACCAUUUUAUUUGGGUCCCUACUUCGCCAUUGAUAUGUGUGUUGGAAGCUUGAUACUGUACAUCUGGGGGAGGAUAGACAAGGCAAAAGCAGAUGUUUUUGGUCCUGCUGUGGCUGCAGGUUUAAUUUGUGGAGAUGGUAUAUGGACUUUGCCUAGUUCAAUACUUGCUCUGGCUGGUGUGAAGCCUCCUAUUUGCAUGAAGUUUUUGUCCAGCACAAACAACAGCAGGGUUGAUAAGUUUUUAGGGUCCUAA